AAAAGAUCGGCAUCAUCAUCAUGCAUCAACCAACCAGGCCUCAGGAUCCAGGAUGCUAUCUGCUACCACUUCUCUACAUACAUGCAUUCUGUAGUAAUUGUUGUGUGAGAAGAAAGAAAGAAAGAAAGAGAGACAAUGGCACCCAGCAGUACGAAAUCCCUCCACACUCCCCUGACCUACGCGGUGGCUGCUUGGGGUAGCAUUGCCGCCACAACCUGUUUGAUCCGAUGGCACAAGCGUCGCUCCAUCAAAGCCCGUGAAGGACGGGUGGCACAAAAUAUGGGGUUAAUGCCUCAAGUCCAAAAUGUCGUGGAUGCCCUGGCAUGGCGAGCGGCCAAUACUCCCAACGAUUUGGCGUUGGAAGCGGCCGAUGGAACUGCUCAGUACACGUGGGAAGAGUAUUAUCAGCAAGUCCAACAGUUUGGCCGAUCGCUCUUGGCCAUGCCCAAGAGUGGCAAGCAAUGUGGAGUUGCCAUCCAUGCUUUUAAUGAACCACGAUGGUUCUUUGCUGCCAUUGGAGCAUUGGCGGCCGAAUGGACCAUUAGUGGUAUUUAUCUUACCAACACGUAUCCCCAAGCCGCUCAUGUCCUCAAGACAUCGGCGGUCAAAGUGUUGGUAUUGGAAUCACAAGAACUAUUGGAUUCCACGUAUGCGACGGUCUUGACGGAUUUUCCAGAAUUGACGGUAGUACUCUUGCAGGGUGCUGCUAGUAUCAGUACGGGAGGAAAAGAUCGUGUCGUGACCUACGAGGAAUUUUUAAAAGCCAACAACAACAAUACUACCACGCUCAAAACCCCAAAGAGCUUGGAUCCCGACACGGUCAUUACCAAUAUCUUCACGUCGGGUACCACGGGAAAUCCCAAAGCGGUGGAAUUAACUCACAUGUGCGCCUAUUCGGUCUGUGCCAUGAUGCAUUCGCGGAUCCCGCUCGAUACCACCACCAAAGUCGUCUCCUACUUGCCAUUGAGUCAUAUUGCUGCCAUGGGGAUUGAUGUCUUUUCCUCCAUCUUUUGUGGCGCCAGUGUCCAUUUCGCCGACAGCAAUGCCUUGCGAGGCAGUCUCAAGGAUACUCUUUUACGAGUCCGACCCACACUCUUUUUUGGAGUCCCUCGUGUGUGGGAAAAAAUGAGCACGGCCAUGCAGCAAAAGGCCGCCGAAUCCUAUGCCAAACCCGUCACGGGUGCCAUUCUCAAAUCCAUUGGAACGGCCGCCAAGGCCGUUGGUAGGGCUUGGUGGAGUUCCACCACACCGGAAUGGGUCAAGUGCGGCUUUUUGGUCGUGCCCUUUGGCUUUUUCAAAAUUUUGGCGUACAAAAAGGUCCGGCGAGGGUGUGGCUUGGAUCGAUGCCGAUUGCUCUUUACGGGCGCCGCUCCCUUGCCAACCGAUACCUUGUGGUAUCUUCGAUCGCUCGAUAUGCCACUCUUGGAAGUCUUUGGAAUGUCCGAGUCCACGGGGGCCAUUGCUGUUUGCGGACCCAACGACUUUGAUCGACCCCUCGGUUCCUGUGGGGCAGCCUUGCCCAUGGGACAGUUGACCAUUGCGCCCGAGGAUGGUGAGAUUCUCUGGAAGGGACAGAAUAACAUGAUUGGGUACAAGGGUCUACCUGCUGCCACCAAGGCCACCUUGAAUCCCGAGACUGGCAAUCUGCACACUGGGGAUAUCGGCAAGGUUGAUUCGGACGGAUACGUCUACAUUACGGGACGCAAAAAAGACCUCAUCAUUACGGCGGGAGGAGAAAACGUGGCUCCCACUCCAAUUGAAGAGGCCAUCAUGUCCCUCUUGAAUGGCAAAGCCGGCCAUGUUGUGUUGGUGGGUGAUCAACGAAAGUUCCUGACCGUGCUGAUUGCCCCCACGGAGAAUGGCACAAUGCCAACUCAAGAACAGGUCGAAGCGGCCAUGAAGGAAUACAAUACCAAUCAUGCCAAAUCACGGGCUCAACGGGUGCAGAAAGCACAUGUGUUGGAGUCCCCAUUGGACGUUCAGACGGGAGAGCUGACACCAACCAUGAAGGUGAAGAGAGCCUUUGUGUUGGAGAAAUUCUCCAAGGAUGUCAAUGCCAUGUAUGAAGAUGGAUCCUCCAAGCUGGUUGGGUACACGAGCAUGAACAUUGGAAAUCUAGCCUCGGCAAUCUAAUGUAACCGGUCCAAUGGUGCUUCCGCGUCUCGUCUUUGUGGAUUCUACAUCAUGAAUGCAUAACUUGAUUCUCAGACAAUAAUACUCUAGCUAGAUCUUGAAAAACAGACACAAAUUGUUUACAACAGUCACGAUAUCCUUGGCUAGCUAGCUUGUUUCGUCCCUCGACGUGGUUUGGUGGAUAGCUGCGACGAGUGACGAUUCAAGUGUCCUGGGUCCGCCA
Messenger RNA from Seminavis robusta, 2356 nucleotides. NCBI's taxonomy places the organism in Eukaryota, Bacillariophyta, Bacillariophyceae, Naviculales, Naviculaceae. The record is from the annotation of a GenBank genome assembly.